This is a messenger RNA of Anoplophora glabripennis (Asian longhorned beetle), 2625 nucleotides long. RefSeq names its product septin-7 (gene pnut). The record is from RefSeq and is a predicted model, not a curated record. Gene Ontology annotation, molecular function: molecular adaptor activity; GTP binding; GTPase activity. Bases 343 to 2157 code for a protein of 604 amino acids. The transcript has 2 exons. NCBI's taxonomy places the organism in Eukaryota, Metazoa, Arthropoda, Insecta, Coleoptera, Cerambycidae. Gene Ontology annotation, biological process: cilium assembly; cytoskeleton-dependent cytokinesis. Gene Ontology annotation, cellular component: septin ring; microtubule cytoskeleton; septin complex.
CGGCUCGUACUCCGAGGCGCAAAGCGGUGGAGGGGCGGCGCGACAAGUUUCGCCAUCUGGGUUCAACAAGCGUACCACAAGUUUAACGAAUCCGGUGGUAAGUGUACCGAACUGACCUGCAUCUCUCGUUGUUCAGUCGUAAAAUGAAGUAAAAGACCGUCCUGUGAGUGUGUUAAAUCGAUUGACUCAAACGCUCAGACGCUUCGGGCGUGGCUGACCAGAUAAACAUUACUCAUCAUCACCCGGUGCUCAAAGUGACAGUUGAAUGUGGGAAAGCUAGAAUCAUACCUGUCAGUUAAACAACAAUGUCCGCGUAGACGUGUGCACCUAGUUCUUGCAACAAUGAGUGCCAAUAAUGUGAAUGCUCAAGUCCCUACCACUCAAGCAACUGCCACAAUCAAGUCCAGACCAAACAUCAUGCCCAGUAGUUACUUGUAUACUUCGAGCAGCGCGCUUUUGAACCGCAAUUCGGAAAAUAAGCCCACUCCGCCACCCACACUACCCAAGUACACAUCCAGCUUCAAUGCGGGCAGUGGGUUGAAUCGAGACAGAGAUAAGGACAGCAUCGGGGGCUCCUACAGGCUGUCUAGCCUGGAUCGGUUAGCCAUGAGGCAGAAGUUCAUGGAUCAGCAGAACAACCCCUCGAGUACACCGAAUGGCACACCCCAGACCAACGGAAGCGAAAGCACCACUACGAUUCAAAGCAAGAGGGAAAUGUUUUUCACAUCGACAGAGUCCGCAAAUGCUCUGAAUAAGGAUACAAAUCGAUUGAAUAAAACCCCAUCGCUGGAUAAACCGCCAGAGCCUCCUGUCAAGCCCACAUCACCAGAGUCGGCCAAGGAGGAUACUAGUAAGGAAUCCACGCCCGAAAUUGUCAAGGAAAGGCCAAAACCUAAGGAGCUGGACGGCUACGUUGGAUUUGCUAAUCUGCCUAACCAGGUAUACCGUAAAGCGGUGAAAAAAGGUUUCGAGUUCACUUUGAUGGUCGUCGGUGAAUCGGGCCUUGGCAAAUCGACUCUGAUAAAUUCCAUGUUUCUAACCGACAUAUACAAUUCCUCCGACUACCCCGGACCAACACAGAGACUUAAAAAGACUGUGGCCGUUGAAACAACUAGAGUGUUGCUGAAAGAGAACGGUGUCAAUUUAUUGUUGACAAUGGUGGAUACGCCUGGCUUCGGAGACGCCGUCGACAAUAGCAAUUGUUGGACUCCCAUAAUAGAGUUUAUAGAGAGCAAGUACGAGGACUAUUUAAACUCGGAAGCGAGGGUGACGAGGAAAAUAACCCCGGACCAACGCGUCCACUGCUGUUUGUAUUUUAUCCAGCCCUCCGGACACGGUCUGAAAUCCCUAGAUAUAGAGUUCAUGAAACGGUUAUGUGAUAAAGUGAAUAUUAUCCCGGUCAUAGCAAAGGCCGAUACCCUUACGGCAGACGAGUGCGCCCUGUUUAAAAAACAGAUUCUGAACGAGAUCGCUCAGCAUAAAAUCAAGAUUUAUGAAUUCCCCGAUACCUCUGAGGAAGACGAGGAGCAUAAAUUAAACAAAUCACUGAAGGACAGAGUCCCGUUCGCGGUCGUAGGCUCAAAUACCGUCAUAGAAGUAGAAGGUAAGAAAGUUAGGGGACGAAAAUACCCCUGGGGUAUCGCCGAGGUGGAAAACCUAGAACACUGCGACUUCAUAGCUCUGAGAAACAUGGUGAUCCGCACCCACCUCCAGGACCUGAAGGAUGUUACGAAUAACGUGCACUACGAGAAUUAUCGGUGUCGAAAGUUGGCCGGACUGGGGGCGGACGGCAAGCCCACCAGAAUAUCCAACAAAAACCCACUGGCCCAGAUGGACGAGGAGAAACGGGAGCACGACCUGAAGAUGAAGAAAAUGGAGGCGGAAAUGGAGCAAGUGUUCGAGAUGAAAGUAAGGGAGAAGAAGCAGAAGCUCAAGGACAGCGAGGCAGAAUUGACAAGAAGGCACGAGGCUACAAAGAAAUCCCUGGAGCAGCAAGCGAAAGAGCUGGAGGAGAAACGUCGACAGUUCGAGCUGGAGAAAGAGUCCUGGGAGAAGGAGAACCAGGUGACCGUGGAGGAGCUGCGGAGACGUUCCUUGGAGGGCAGCCGGGAGACUGUCGAUGGCAAGAAGGAGAAGAAAAAGAAGGGACUUUUCUAACAGUCAAUGGAGAACUUCUGGUGAAGUGUGUAAAGUUUUCAUGGUAUAAUUUAUUAAUUUCUAAGCAGGAUAAAUGGCGUAAAUCAAGUUUUUCCACACAGUAUAGUGAGAUAUUUAAGGAAACCGCAAUAGAGAAACCAGAAAAUUGUUUAAACUGCCAUCAACGUGAAUAAUAGCGUAAGUGUUAUAUCUACUUGCCGAUUUGAAAUAUUUUUUACCAUGAUAGACGCGAGCUGUAUGUUAGAAUAUAUAUUACAUAAAUUUAAAGUACUUGAAAAAUGAAUUAUAUUAUAUAUAAUUAAAUGGGAUUUUAUUUAUAACUUAUGAGAAAUAGAUGAAUAUUCGAUGAAAUCCAGUGUCUUUACAUGACAUUUUGCUUCGACGCAAUGUGCCAUUAUUUUUUAUUAUUAUUUUUAUUCUAUCGUAAUGAAUGUAAAAUUGUGAAAAAUAAAAACCUUUUUAAAAAUA